Dama dama (fallow deer) is the source of this 2227-nucleotide messenger RNA. RefSeq names its product zinc finger protein 304-like. NCBI's taxonomy places the organism in Eukaryota, Metazoa, Chordata, Mammalia, Artiodactyla, Cervidae. The record is from RefSeq and is a predicted model, not a curated record. Gene Ontology annotation, biological process: regulation of transcription by RNA polymerase II. Gene Ontology annotation, molecular function: DNA-binding transcription factor activity, RNA polymerase II-specific; RNA polymerase II cis-regulatory region sequence-specific DNA binding.
AUGGGUUUCGAGGGGCCUUCGCCCUCGCUCUCCGUCCUCGUUCGCUUCCGGAGGCGGCACCCGGAGCCCGUACGCCGUUUUGACCGGGAGGAAACCAAGGCUCGGAGCUCGACCAUCGUCCAGGGCCCACCGCACCCAGGGGGUGUGCGGGUCCCGCUGCUCCCGCGGAGCAGCUCCAACCACCAGUUUCUCGACCAGCCAGUAGGAGGAAGACUGGACAGGUGUAUUAGACUCAGGAACAUCUUAUGCAAAUACUUAGAGGGCGGUGUGACCUUUGAGGAUGUGUUCGUGUACUUCUCCCUGGAGGAGUGGGAGCUGCUGGAGGAACCUCAGAGACUCCUGUACCGCAGUGUGAUGCUGGAGAACUUUGCACAUGUGGCCGCCUUGGGUUGUUGGUGUGAAGCAGACAACGAGGAGGCCCCUUCCGAGCAGAGCGUUUGUGUAGAAGGAGUGUCAGAGGUCAGGACUCCUGGGUCCUGUCCAUUUAUCCAGAAAGUCCAUCCGUAUGAGAGAAGUGACCCGCUCUUGAAAGACAUUUUCCACCUGGCUGAACACCAGGGUUCAUGCCCUGCACAGAACCUGGACACACGUGACCCCUGUGGGCGAGGAUUCCUGUUGAGUGAGAACUUUCAUCAGCACCAGAAACCACAUGGUGGGAACACCAUCCAAGGGGAUGGUGAUGAGGCCUCAUGUGUGAAGAGCUGUGCCACCUAUGAGUUAGGGAGACCUCUUACUUGCAGGGGGAAAGGGAUGGACGUGCUGGAUAGCUCUAGCCUUUUCCAGCAUCAGAGCACUCACAGUGGACUGAGUCCAUGCAGAAGAGCUGAGUUUGUGGAAUCAUUUGCACACAAGUCCAGUCUAAGGCGACACCAGGGAGACAGUGAUGAACUGAUGUUUUUCAAUUGCACUGAUGAUGAGAAAGCCUUCAUGAACGCCUUCACUCUCCUCGACAACCAGAUAACUCAGGCGGUUGAAGUGCGAUCCUUUAGGUUCCUACCUUGUGGAAAUCUGUCCAAGGAGAAAUCCACUCUUAUUCAUCACAGAAAACUUCAUGAUGGGGAAACAUCACAUGUGUGUACGGAGUGUGGCAAGGCCUUCAUUCACUUGUCUCACCUAAAAACUCACCAGAAAUUUCACACUGGCAAAAGACAAUAUGCAUGCAGUGAAUGUGGAAAGGCCUUCAGCCGCAAAGACACACUUGUGCAGCACCAGAGAGUUCACACUGGAGAAAGGUCUUAUGACUGCACUGAAUGUGGAAAAGCCUACAGCAGAAGUUCUCACCUCGUUCAGCACCAGAGAAUUCACACCGGAGAAAGGCCUUAUAAGUGCAGUGAAUGUGGGAAGGCCUUCAGUCGUAAAGACACACUUGUGCAGCACCAGAGAUUUCACACAGGGGAGAGGCCUUAUGAGUGCAGUGAAUGUGGAAAAUUCUUUAGCCAAAGCUCUCACCUUAUUGAGCACUGGAGAAUUCACACCGGGGCGAGGCCUUAUGAGUGCAUUGAAUGUGGAAAAUUCUUUAGCCAUAACUCCAGCCUCAUUAAACAUAGGAGAGUCCACACAGGAGCAAAGUCUUAUGUGUGCGGCAAAUGCGGGAAGGCUUUUGGCUGCAAAGACACACUUGUUCAGCACCAGAUAAUUCACACUGGUGCACGGCCUUAUGAGUGCAGUGAGUGUGGAAAGGCCUUUAGCUGUAAAGAUACACUUGUGCAGCACCGGAAAAUCCACACUGGAGAAAGGCCUUAUGAGUGCAAUGACUGUGGAAAAUUCUUUAGCCAUAGCUCCAACCUGAUUGUGCACCAGAGAAUUCACACUGGAGCGAAGCCUUAUGAAUGCAGUGAAUGUGGGAAAUGCUUUAGCCAUAAUUCCAGCCUCAUUCUACACCAGAGAGUUCACAGUGGAGCAAGGCCUUAUGUGUGUAGUGAAUGUGGAAAAGCUUACAUUAGUAGCUCCCACCUUGUUCAACACCAGAAAGUUCACACUGGAGUGAGACCUUAUGAGUGCAGUGAAUGUGGGAAAUUCUUUAGCCGCAACUCUAGCCUCAUUCUACACCAGAGAGUUCACACUGGAGAAAAGCCUUACGUGUGCAGUGAAUGUGGGAAGGCCUAUAGCAGAAGCGCCCAUCUUGUUCAGCACCAGAAAGCUCACCCUGGAGAAGGACGUCAUGAAUGCAACAGUUUUGGUGACCCUUUAGCUGCGUCUCUUAAACUUGUUUAACACCCAGAAACUU